This is a messenger RNA of Anastrepha obliqua, 4252 nucleotides long. RefSeq names its product dendritic arbor reduction protein 1 (gene sr). Gene Ontology annotation, biological process: regulation of transcription by RNA polymerase II. NCBI's taxonomy places the organism in Eukaryota, Metazoa, Arthropoda, Insecta, Diptera, Tephritidae. The coding region runs from base 1407 to 4238 and encodes 943 amino acids. Gene Ontology annotation, molecular function: DNA-binding transcription factor activity, RNA polymerase II-specific; RNA polymerase II cis-regulatory region sequence-specific DNA binding. The record is from RefSeq and is a predicted model, not a curated record. The transcript has 3 exons.
AGAAAUUUUGUGAAAACAGAAUUACCUACAAUAGACUUUUCACCACCAAUGCGAGCGCAGAAAAAUUGAUUGAGUUAACUGCGUGUCAAAUUAGCAAUUUCGGUUGUGCAACAGAGUCUAUCGCAAAAUAAAAAAAUUAUGCAAAUAAAAUAAAAACAACAUCAGCGCAUGAACUUGAACUUGGUGGACCUUAAUUGGUAAAUUGCAAAGCUUAAAAGCCAACCAAUAAGUAUUUUCUGAUAUUUAGUGUUUUAAAAAGUGCCAAGCAAAGUGAAUUCUCUACAACUAACACAAACAGCAGGUGAGAACCGUGAAAAAGAAAGUGUCCACACACGAAGUUUGUUGUUGGGUGCCUGUUUUACUUUCUGUGUGUGCGGUGCGCCAAGAUAAAAAGUGAAAGGAUUUUAUUUUAUUAGAUCAAACAGUCGGCCAGUCAGUCAGUCAGACAACAAUUUGUUGGUAUAACAACUUUAUACGCACCUAUAUAUGCACGCUUAUGUAUGCACAUACCCAAGUACAUACAUACACACAUACAUACAGACGUCUAUGCAGUGCAUGUCCGUAUGUUAGUUAGCCGAAGCGGCCAUACGACAAACGCCUACACCCCCACAGCGUGUAAACGGCGUAGAGCAGCAAUAGCAACAACAACAACAAUAGCAGCACAAAUCAAACAAAGCAACAACAAGUAGCUACCCAGUGUUGAAUGAAUGCAUGAAUGAAUCGCUCUACUGCGCGCACACAAACAUACAUUUUGCAAGCAUACAAUUUUAUGCAGAUAACCAGCGACUCUUAGUGACGUAUUUUGUACGCAUUUGCUAGUAUCAGUCGCCCGGCUGUAAUUCUGUUGGUUUCUUUUUUUUUCAUUAUUGUAUUUUGCACGCGUUCGCGUAAACUUUUAUCGAUUUUUUGCGCGCAACACGCCAACACACACACACACGCACGCACUCAAUACACCAGCAACGCAUCUACCCAUAAAUAAGUGUAUUUAGAGUACGGGAAUUUGCAGGCUGAAACCUUAACUCAAAUAACUCAGCAAAUGCGCGUCACACACUCGACCGGCAUUAGCCGCUAUCCCUGCUCCCCGUGCCGUGUCGAUCGCAAACAAAUUUGUGAAAGUUUACACUCACUGUGCGUGUUGCUUAAAGUGUAAAAUAUUAUAAAAAAAAGGAUAAAAAAUAAAAAGGAAAAGUGGAACAUACGCAAGCAUUAAAAAAAAAUACUUUAAGCCAAAAAAAAAAUAAAAGAGUUCAGCACUCCAAAGGUCCUGUGCACGUGUGAAAGCAACAGAGAAGGUGGGCUGCGGCGUCACACAAGCGCACACAGCAGCAAGUGCAAAAUUCGUUGAAUUCUUCUACUAGUGCCAUUCAUAUCCAGGUGGCGUAGCCCCUGGAACCCCAUCAGCGGCCAUGAUCAUGGAAGGGCUUGAAACCCUGGUGGCGCCAUCGCAUCACGCAUUCCUACUAACCGAAUCCGCCGCCGCUGCACAUUUCAAUGUGCUAAGCUUCGAUACGUGUCUCUUCAAGACGACCGCGCAGACUAGUCCAUCGACAGCGGCCACUUCGGCGGCCACAUAUCUCAGCACCCCAUCGCAUACAUUUGGUGGCGGUCAUUUGGGCGCAGCCCAAACAUUACUCCACUACAAUCUCUCUACGGCGAAUAGCAAUCAUCAGAGCGUCAUACCGUGCAGCAGCAGCAGUAGCAGCACUCCCACAAACAAUAAUAUCGCUAGCCCGGUAACAGCAGCAGGAACUAAUUCAGCGCUUAGCGCUGCCAUUACACGCACAAAUUUUGCACGCAUCGGCAGUUCCAACAACAGCAGCAGCAAUAGCAGCGCCAGCAGUUGUAUUAACGCAUCAACAGCGCAACAGUCAAGUGUAGCAAUCGCGAGCGGCAGCAUCGCGCUAACGACACCAACUGUCGCUGCAGUCAGUGCAGGCGGCAACAGUGCAGCUGUCAACAAUAACAGUAGCAGUGGACGCAAUUCCGCUACACAUUUGAGUCUACUCAAUACCGCACAACAGAGUCCGGGCAGUCACGCGGCAGUCAGUCUCAGCGGCGUAGGCGUUAGUAGUGGUGUGAAUAUCGCGAGUAGCGUUAAACAGUCGCAGUCGCUGCCGUCGGACGCGCAGUGCGGUGACACGCAGACGGGCGAUCUGAAUACGCCCGUCACCACAUCCAACGAUAUUCCAUCAUUCUUCGGACCAUCAACCAUUGUUGAGCCGCCACCAAUCACAGGUUCUAUUGAGUCCGAGGACUUGUCCCUCGAACCCCAGCCCACGACCAGCCCUGUGCUGUGCAGUCCAUUGAAGGAAGAGCGCAGCACACCUCCAACGUUGGCAAUUGUCAAGGAAGAAACAAGUAAUAAUAGUUGUACCAUGUACCCUACACAUCUAAGUCAGAAUCAGAAUCAGACAACAACAACAACAGCAACAAGCACAACAUUAUGUAAUAAUACAACAAAUACAAGUACACAAAGCAAUACACAACAACACCAUCACCAUCAGUCCCACCAACAAUCACAAUCGCAUCACCAACAACAACAGCAACAACAUCACUCACAACACCAACAUCACCAGCAACAACACAGCGGCCAACAUUCACCACACCAGUAUCAACAUCAACAGCAACAACAUCACUUACAACAGCUAAACCAAAUAUCUCACCACAAUGCCUUACAACAACAACAACAACAGCAGCAGCAGCAACAUCUGCAACACAACAGUCAUCAUACACUCCACCACCAACAACACCCACACUAUCAACAUUCGCCCCAUAGCCUUCAUCAACAACACACCCACCACCACCAACAACAACAACAACAGCAUGCGCAACACCACCACCAACAACAACAGCAGCAACAACAACAACAGACGCAUGCAACUAGCAAUAGCAAUAGCGGCAAAAUAUCAUAUCGUGGCAUUUUCACCACUACAGGUAAUACAGCAAUGAGCGGCUUGAAUUCCGCGGCCGCGGCCGCCGCUGCAGCUACCCAACAACAACAGCAGCAGCAAGCUGCACAGCAACAACAACAAAUCGGCUCGCCGCAGAUGAGCGUGCUGCCCGGCCAAAUGUCACCACCGUCCGCUGGCCUUGGCAACAGUUGGGGUUUGCCUAGUCCCGACAAAACACUCUUUCAGCCGCCCAUAUUUAGCUUACUUGGCCCUGGCCCUCAAAGUACCGCUCAGGCUCACUAUGCCGCCCAACAAGCCGUGGCGCAACCAUCGUCCACGCCCUCACCCUCGCAUCAUAUGCACACCGCUUACGACGAUGGACGUGCAGCAGCGCAACAUGUCGAACUGCUCGGUCUCAAUAUGGAUUGCUCGCCGAUUAUACUAAAACAGCCUCCACCGAGCUAUAGCAGCACCAGCAGCUUCACUAGCCUUUCUGAUAUGCAACAGGCGCAGGCUAGCCACGAAUUGCAGCAGUAUCGCCAGCAAAUAUCCGUUGCCACGACCAAGUACCAGUGGCUGGACUCGCCCGCUGAGUAUGGCACGCAACAGUCAUUGGUUGUACCUGGUCCUUCAUCCGCAACGUCAGUGGCAGCUUCCGCUGUAGUUGGUGGCAUCAUUCCAAAGCAAGAAACCUACACAGACCCCACACCGCCACAUCACAUGCAGCCAUCGACGGCGCAAGGCAGCCAAUCUGGUUAUUCCGUCGUGCAGUUAGCCGAGUACAGUCCAUCAACAAGCAAAGGCCACGAAAUUCUCUCGCAGGUAUACCAACAAAGCACAAUGCCACUCAAACUUGUGCCGGUUAAGCCACGAAAGUACCCAAACAGGCCGAGUAAAACACCCGUGCACGAGCGUCCAUACGCCUGCCCUGUUGAAAACUGCGAUCGACGCUUUUCGCGUUCUGACGAGCUCACCCGCCACAUACGAAUACACACCGGCCAGAAGCCGUUCCAGUGUCGCAUUUGCAUGCGCUCCUUCAGUCGUUCAGACCACCUCACAACGCACAUUCGUACGCACACAGGCGAGAAACCCUUUUCCUGCGACAUAUGCGGACGCAAAUUUGCGCGCUCCGAUGAGAAAAAGCGGCACGCAAAAGUGCAUCUCAAGCAACGCAUCAAGAAAGAGUCCAAGCUGAGCCAGCAGCAGCAGCAACAACAGCAGCAACAGGCCGCUGCAGCAGCCGCGGCGGCAGCAGCUGCACAACAACAUCAUCACCAUCACACAGCCCACCAUAUGCUCCAUUCCGGUGAUCUACCCAUUGUGACGAGCAGCGCCACUAGUUUGUAGGGCGAAAGUAACUC